Messenger RNA from Crotalus tigris (Tiger rattlesnake), 775 nucleotides. RefSeq names its product phospholipase A2 crotoxin basic subunit CBc. Gene Ontology annotation, molecular function: phospholipid binding; calcium ion binding. NCBI's taxonomy places the organism in Eukaryota, Metazoa, Chordata, Lepidosauria, Squamata, Viperidae. The coding region runs from base 260 to 676 and encodes 138 amino acids. The record is from RefSeq and is a predicted model, not a curated record. Gene Ontology annotation, biological process: phospholipid metabolic process; arachidonate secretion; negative regulation of T cell proliferation. The transcript has 4 exons.
GGAGGACUGGGGAAGUCCCUCCCCUACUACAUAAAAGGUGCCAGCUGUGUCUUCAGGGGGCAGAGGAGCAGAGGGAGCCUGUCAGGUGUGAAUCUUUGCCAUUUUCCCCUGCCUGGCUUCUCCUUCUGAUCCUUGCCUACAGGUUAUCCUUGAUUUACAACCGUUUGUUUAGUGACCGUUCUAAGGGCCAUUUUCCAGACUUUUCACCAGCGGAGGCGAUUAACAGGGUCUGCUGAUUCCCAGGUCUGGAUUGAGGAGGAUGAGGGCUCUCUGGAUAGUGGCCGUGUUGCUGGUGGGCGUCGAGGGGCACCUGCUGCAAUUCAACAAGAUGAUCAAGUUUGAGACAAGGAAAAACGCUAUUCCCUUCUAUGCCUUUUACGGCUGCUACUGUGGCUGGGGGGGCCGAGGCCGGCCAAAGGACGCCACUGACCGCUGCUGCUUUGUGCAUGACUGCUGUUACGGAAAACUGGCCAAGUGCAACACCAAAUGGGACAUCUAUCCCUACAGCUUGAAGAGUGGAUAUAUCACCUGCGGAAAGGGCACCUGGUGCGAGGAACAGAUUUGUGAGUGCGACAGAGUCGCCGCAGAAUGCCUCAGAAGGAGUCUGAGCACGUACAAGUAUGGAUAUAUGUUUUACCCGGACUCUCGUUGCAGGGGGUCUUCAGAGACAUGCUAAGUCUCUGCAGGCCGGGAAAAACCCCUCAAAUUACACAAAGUAGUUGUGUUAUUCUGAAUGCAAUACUGACUAAUAAACAGGUGCCAGCUUUGCACUCCA